This is a messenger RNA of Rhinopithecus roxellana (golden snub-nosed monkey), 2742 nucleotides long. It is a transcript of the gene KIFC1, whose product is annotated as kinesin family member C1. The transcript is spliced from 11 exons. Lineage: Eukaryota; Metazoa; Chordata; Mammalia; Primates; Cercopithecidae. Gene Ontology annotation, biological process: microtubule-based movement. Gene Ontology annotation, molecular function: ATP binding; microtubule motor activity; microtubule binding. Bases 520 to 2541 code for a protein of 673 amino acids. The record is from RefSeq and is a predicted model, not a curated record.
UUUCUUUCCGCCAGCAUCCCCGCCCCUCCUCCUCCGGCCGCCACCAGUUACGUUCGGCCAGUUGCGUUCGUGCGGCGACGUCCACGCAUUUUUUGACGUAGCGAGCGACGGCGGGGAGCGGAGCGGAAAUCCAGCACUGUUCCCGCUACAGGAGGGAGGGGUGAGAAGCGUAAGUGGGCCGGAAGUGGAAUUAAUCCGCUUACCUCUCCGGCGCCUGCGAAACAGAAAAGAGAAGGCGCCUGUCGGGCGGGGUGUGGCUUCGGGUGUCGGAGGACGCUGCGAUUGGCCCUCGGCUGUGGUGACAGCGACGAUUGGUCCCUGCGUGCAGAGCGCGGUGAGAGCGGGUGGCGGCCGUUGGAAUUCAAAAGUGGCGGGUGUGGCGCGGGGCUGGUAGCGGCAGGAGCCGCGCGAGUUCUCUACCCUGCUUCGCGAGCGGGCGAGAGAACGCGAGUCCCAGGAUCCCCGGAACCCAGUUCUUUUCCACUGCAUUACCCCGGCGCGUGUGGGACCGAGGUGGACAUGGAUCCGCAGAGGUCCCCCCUGUUGGAAGUAAAGGGGAACACAGAACUGAAGAGACCUCGGAUUAAGGCCCCUUCCCGGCUGCCUCUCUCAGGAAGCAGACUCAAGAGGAGGCCUGACCAGAUGGAAGAUGGCCUGGAGCCUGAGAAGAAACGGACAAGAGGCCUUGGUGCAACGACCAAAAUUACCACAUCCCACCCAAGAGUUCCAUCCCUCACUACAGUGCCACAGACACAAGGCCAGACCACAGCUCAAAAAGUUUCCAAGAAGACAGGACCCCGGUGUUCCACAGCUAUUGCCACAGGGUUGAAGAACCAGAAGCCAGUUCCUGCUGUUCCUGUCCAGAAGCCUGGCACAUCAGCUGUUCCUCCCAUGGCGGGAGGGAAGAAACCCAGCAAACGUCCAGCCUGGGACUUAAAGGGUCAGUUAUGUGACCUAAACGCAGAACUAAAACGCUGCCGUGAGAGGACUCAAACAUUGGACCAAGAGAACCAGCAGCUUCAGGACCAGCUCAGAGAUGCCCAACAGCAGGCCAAGGCCCUGGGGACAGAGCGCAGGACACUGGAGGGGCAUUUAGCCAAAGUACAGGCCCAGGCUGAGCAGGGCCAACAGGAGCUGAAGAACUUGCGUGCUUGUGUCCUGGAGCUGGAAGAGCGGCUGAGCACACAGGAGGGCUUGGUGCAAGAGCUUCAGAAAAAACAGGUGGAAUUGCAGGAAGAAAGGAGGGGACUGAUGUCCCAACUAGAGGAGAAGGAGAGGAGGCUGCAGACUUCAGAAGCAGCCCUGUCAAGCAGCCGAGCAGAGGUGGCAUCUCUGUGGCAGGGGACUGCGGCCCAGGCAGCCUUACUGGCUGAGCGGGAAGAACGUCUUCACGGGCUAGAAAUGGAGCGCCGGCGACUGCACAACCAGCUGCAGGAACUCAAGGGCAACAUCCGUGUAUUCUGCCGAGUCCGCCCUGUCCUUCCGGGGGAGCCCACUCCACCCCCUGGCCUCCUCCUGUUUCCCUCUGGCCCUGGUGGGCCCUCUGAUCCUCCAACCCGCCUUAGCCUCUCCCGGUCUGACGAGCGGCGUGCGACCCUGAGUGGGGCACCAGCCCCACCAACUCGCCACGAUUUUUCCUUUGACCGGGUAUUCCCACCAGGAAGUGGACAGGAUGAAGUGUUUGAAGAGAUUGCCAUGCUUGUCCAGUCAGCCCUGGAUGGCUAUCCAGUAUGCAUCUUUGCCUAUGGCCAGACAGGCAGUGGCAAGACCUUCACAAUGGAGGGUGGGCCUGGGGGAGACCCCCAGUUGGAGGGGCUGAUCCCUCGGGCCCUACGGCACCUCUUCUCUGUGGCCCAGGAGCUGAGUGGUCAGGGCUGGACCUACAGCUUUGUAGCAAGCUACGUAGAGAUCUACAAUGAGACUGUCCGGGACCUGCUGGCCACUGGAACCCGGAAGGGUCAAGGGGGCGAGUGUGAGAUUCGCCGUGCGGGGCCAGGGAGCGAGGAGCUCACUGUCACCAAUGCUCGAUAUGUCCCUGUCUCCUGUGAGAAAGAAGUGGAGGCCCUGCUUCAUCUGGCCCACCAGAAUCGGGCUGUGGCCCGCACAGCCCAGAAUGAACGGUCAUCACGCAGCCACAGUGUAUUCCAGCUACAGAUUUCUGGGCAGCACUCCAGCCGAGGCCUGCAGUGUGGGGCCUCCCUCAGUCUUGUGGACCUGGCCGGGAGUGAGCGACUUGACCCUGGCUUAGCCCUCGGCCCCGGGGAGCGGGAACGCCUUCGGGAAACACAGGCCAUUAACAGCAGCCUGUCCACGCUGGGGCUGGUUAUCAUGGCCCUGAGCAACAAGGAGUCCCACGUGCCUUACCGGAACAGCAAACUGACCUACCUGCUGCAGAACUCUCUGGGUGGUAGUGCUAAGAUGCUCAUGUUUGUGAACAUUUCUCCACUGGAAGAGAACGUCUCCGAGUCCCUCAACUCCUUACGCUUUGCCUCCAAGGUGAACCAGUGUGUUAUUGGUACUGCCCAGGCCAACAGGAAGUGAAGACGGAUCCAGAUCUUGUGUUGGGAGUGUGUGUGUGUGUCUGUAUCUGUAUGUGUAUGUAUUGGGUGAGGGGUGGGAGGGUUGCUGGAGGGUGCUUUAUUGGGUGGAGGGCACCAUGUCCCAGGGCUAUCAAAUAAAGAAUAGUGUUUUUUAAAUAAAUGUUUAUCUGCCCAAGAAGGCAGAUAUCUUCAUAUCUGUAAA